UCAUGGUUUUUGGAUCUCCAAUUAGCUUCCAAGAAAUAGAUGAAGAAGCCCUAGUUACUGGAGGAAAAGUAAUGGCUUUUACAGUGAUAUUUGGUAUAAUUGCCAUAUUACAAACAUUUUGUGAACAUCAUCAUAUAGCAGUCAUGAGAGAAGCAUCAGUGCCUAUUCUUUUUGGAUUAGUUUUUGGUUUUAUAACAUUUAUUGAGUAUUUUUCUGGAGGAAUAUACUUUGAUCCUAAAAUAUUUUCUUUUGUAUUGUUGCCAAUUAUUGUAUUUAAAGAAGGUUAUUGCCUAAAUAAAUAACAUUUCAUGAAAAACUACUUUUACGUAUUGAUUUAUGGUAUAUUUGGGACUAUAAUUCAAUUUCUUUUAUCAUUUAGUUUUACAUAUUCUUUAACUAAUUCAAGUAUCUUUAAUUAUAAUUUAGAUAUUUUAUGGUAUCCUCCUUAAAAUUCAACUGAUGAAAAUGAAUCAUUCUAUUCUUAGAUGUUCUUCUCAGCUUGUAUUACAUCAAAGGAUAGUGCUGUUAGUCUUAGUGUUCUUGAAUUUGAACAUGCUCCAAAGCUACAUAGUAUAAUAUUUGGAGAAUAAAUAUUAAAUGAUGUAAUUGUAUUUGCACUUUCCUCUACAACACAAAGAUAUGAAAAUGAAAAUGAUAAUUUUCAAAGAGGUGAUUGGUAUAAUUUUUUGAUUUUUAUUGGAUUGGCAUUAGCUUAAUUGAUUUUUGGAUUAUUGGUUGGUAUAGCAACUGGUAAUUAAACAUUAUAUUUUCUAUAGGUCUUAUUUCAACAUGGAUUACUAAAAAUGCGAGAUGUAUAUCUGAGCAUUCUUCUGUUUUAACAAUAUUUACUAUUUAUUGUGCAUAUUUUGCAUUUAGUUUUUGUGAGGCUUUUGAUUUUUGUGGUGUAAUGGCAGUUUUAAUUUGUGGGAUUAUGAUGUCUCAUUACUAAACGUAUAAUUUACCUAAAUUAUCUGCUAAUUCAUCUAAGUAUCAAAUUUUAUAAUUAUUUAGAAUUACUAUUAAAGCUCUUGCAUAUGCAACUGAAACUAUUAUAUAUUUUUAUAUAGGUUUUGCUGUAACUGGAAAUGAAAUUAAUAAUGUCGAUCGCUUAUAAAAUUACACUAUCUAUCCUUUUGUCUUACUUCAAUUCUUUAUCAUUUAACCUGUGUCAAGAUUAUUAUCUAUGUUAGCAUCACAAGGAUUGGCUUUUUUGUAAAUUGAUUAUCGUAAUUAUUAGAAUAAAACCUGAUUCUAAAGGUGCAUUGAGAAUCAAUAGAUAUGAAUUUUUAAUAUUAUUUUAUGCAGGUUUAAUUAAGGGAGUUAUUGCAUAUGCUUUGAUCUGUGAAGUGAAUAUUGAAUAUGCUAAAAUUUCCCCAUAUUAUCCAUAUAUUAAUUAUGCAGCCAUGUAUUCAAUUAUAGGAACUACUUUAUUUGUUGGAGGUUCUUUGAAAUAUGUGACAGAAUGGGCAUAUUAAUAAAUGGAUUUAGGACAUCUAAAAGAAUCAUCAGAUAAUUCUGAAUAUAAAAGCAAUUUAAAAUAAACAUUUAUUCGUGAAGAUAUUAAAGCUUAUGAGAGUGCUAUUUAAAAUAAAUAAAAAUGGUUUAAAAAAUUUGAUGAGAAUUAUAUUAAACCAUUUUUAAUUUAUAACUAUUUAGAGAGAAAAUAGGAUAUUUUAACUGCUAAAAAAAUAAAAAAGAAUAAGCAUACUAUAGAAAAGUAGGAAGAAGAAGAAAUGUAAAUGUAUGAGGAUAGUAUAAGAGAAAGAAGAGAAAAAUAAGAAAUGAAAAAAGCAAAUAAAAAAAGCAAAUUAACAAAUUUGGAUUUAGAUAGUGAAGCAGAAGAAGAAGAUUCUUAACAUCAUUAAAAUUAAAAUAAGAGUAAUCAUCAUUGA
This is a messenger RNA of Paramecium pentaurelia, 1892 nucleotides long. The record is from the annotation of a GenBank genome assembly. Lineage: Eukaryota; Ciliophora; Oligohymenophorea; Peniculida; Parameciidae.